AUGGCUGAAUCCUUGCCCCCUACACAAAGUCCCGGCUUCAACACACCAUGCCAUAAGCCUCAAGAAUCAUCAGUAGACUUGAAUCUUAUAGUAAUCAUAGCAGCUAUCAUAUGUGCUUUUCUUUGCGCUCUUGGCCUCAAUUCCAUGCUUCACUGUAUCCUUCAAUGCACGCUGCGCGCACUAACAGAACCAAUUGGCUGGGUAGCAUCACGUAUAGUGAACGCAGGCCUAAAAAAGAAAGACAUGGUAACCUUGCCGAUUUCUGUUUAUGCAGGCUUAAGUUCACCAUCGACGGUUUCAAGCUGUGCAAUUUGUUUAAUGGACUUCUCUGAUGGUGACAGAAUUCGAAUUCUCCCAGAAUGCAACCAUCGGUUCCAUCUUGAUUGUAUCGAUAAAUGGCUCCUCUCUCAUUCUUCCUGCCCUACUUGCAGGCUUCACCUUAACUCCAACAACUGUGUUUCUUGUUUACAGAUUUCAACAGCAAUUUGA
Molecule: messenger RNA, 489 nt
Organism: Fraxinus pennsylvanica
Lineage: Eukaryota; Viridiplantae; Streptophyta; Magnoliopsida; Lamiales; Oleaceae
Source: the annotation of a GenBank genome assembly